Molecule: messenger RNA, 1661 nt
Organism: Oncorhynchus mykiss (rainbow trout)
Lineage: Eukaryota; Metazoa; Chordata; Actinopteri; Salmoniformes; Salmonidae
Source: RefSeq, a predicted model, not a curated record
UCACCUCUGUCUCUUUCAGCUGUUUACCUCUGCAAAAGAACAAUGCAAAACAAAGCCCGCCUGGAGCUGGCUGACUACGAAGCUGAGAGCUUAGCCAGACUGCAGAGAGCGUUCGCCAGGAAAUGGGAGUUUAUAUUUAUGCAAGCUGAAGCACAAGCAAAAGUUGACAAGAAGAGAGACAAAAUUGAGAGGAAGAUUCUGGACAGUCAAGAGAGAGCUUUCUGGGACGUACACAGACCAGUGCCUGGAUGUGUGAACACAACAGAAGCCGACAUCAAGAAAUCCUCGAGGAUGAAGCAGCCUCAUAAAACAAGAAAGUCUGUGUACGGCCUCCAGAAUGACAUCCGGAGCCACAGCCCCGCCCACGCCCCCGCUCCAGAGGUCAAAGAGCCCACAGAGGAGGAGAUGCGUCACCAGAUUCAACACUGGCAAGCCCAACUAGACAGGCAUCGGUUAAACAUGUCCAAAGUGGCAGAAAGCUUGCUGAGCUACACAGAGCAGUAUGUGGAGUAUGACCCCUUCUUCACCUCCCCGGAGACCUCCAACCCCUGGAUCUCUGAUGACAUCACCAUCUGGGAACUGGAGACCAGUAAGGAGCCGGGCCAGCUGAGAGUGAAGAGGUGGGGCUUUGGGAUUAACGAGGUGUUGAAGGAUCCUGUUGGGAGAGAACAGUUCCUCAAGUUCCUGGAGUCAGAGUUCAGCUCAGAGAACCUCAGGUUCUGGCUGGCGGUUCAGGAGGUGAAGAAGAGGCCGAUUCGGGAGGUCCCUACAAGGGUCCAGGAGAUCUGGCAGGAGUUCUUGGCCCCCGGGGCCCCCAGUGCCAUUAACGUUGACUCCAAGAGCUACGACAAGACCACACAGAAUGUCAAGGACCCCGGACGAUACGCCUUCGAGGACGCACAGGAGCACAUCUACAAGCUGAUGAAGAGUGAUUCCUACAGCCGCUUCCUCCGCUCUACUUUCUACCAGGAGCUGCUACAGGCCAAGAAGAAGAAAAGUAAGAACUUAUUCUGAGGAACUCCAUUUCCAGAGUGGGACAGGUGUGGCUCCGUGACAACGAUCACAACAGCAGCGGCUCACCGACGUGACUUCGGCUCCAACACAGUGGCACCAACACAGUGGCACCAACACAGUGGCUCCAACACAGUGGCUCCAACACAGUACCCACCUAUAAGCCAAUGAGGAAACAGCUGCUAUGUGGGCAUCUGGUAUCGCUGGGUUAUAAAGUUAGAUCUGAUUGAAUCCAGGCCUUAGGGAUCUAUGUUAUAUGUAUCGCUGAAGCAUUACAGAUCACAUUGAUAGAACAUUUUAAAGGUAACCUCUGAUUGAGGGGACAUGUGAAGCGUUUACAGUGAAAUGAGCUAACGCAGAAACAUUGAAGGUACAUUUCAAUUGGGUUGGGUAACAAUGAACUUCACGAUACUUAAUUGAAUAGACUCCUUAUUGAAUCCUUAGUAUCAAUCCUCUGUCUAUUUGUCUCCUUUUUUUUUAGGUCAAAUCAUUUAGAUGGAAUCACCCUGGAACAAUGUAAUGUUUUAGCCUUAGGAGAGAGAGGAGAGAGGACCAGAUCAUUUGUACAUUAAUGUAAUGUUUUAGCCUUGGGAGAGAGAGGAGAGAGGACCAGAUCAUUUGUACAUUAAUGUAAUGUUUUAGGGAGAGAG